AUGAAUCCUGGUGGUAGUAUCAAAGAUCGAAUUGGUUUAUGUAUGAUUGAAGAAGCUGAAAGGAAUGGAUCGUUGAAAUCUAAUGAUACUAUCAUUGAAUCGACAGCUGGAAACACAGGUGUUGGGUUAGCAUCGAUCUGCGCAAUAGACGCACCUCGGGCAUUGGGUGCAGAAAUUGUUCGUACGCCAACGAUUGCACCGUUCGAUUUACCUGAAUCAGAUAUUGCUGUAGCUCAUCGAUCGAAAAGUAAUAUUCCUAAUUCACAUAUCCUAGAUCAAUAUCGAAAUUCUUAUAAUUCCAUCGCACAUUAUGAUACAACAGCAGAAGAAAUUCUUCAAGCAUGCAGCAGACAAGUUGACAUGAUCGUCGUCAGAGCUGGAACAGGCAAUCUACAAAUGUAUAACGAGUAUUGGCAUGGUUUUAUUCCAACUGUACUUGAUCGAUCGUUAGUUGAUCGUUGGUAUAAAAGUUCUGAAAAAACAUCAUUUCAAUGUGCAAGGAAAUCAAUUAAAGCCGAAGGCAUCCUUUGUGGUGGAUCGUCCGGCGCAGCUAUGGGAUGUGCUUUACAAGCAUGUAAAGGUUUUCAAUUGACCGAAAAUCAAAAUUGUGUUGUUAUUCUCCCGGAUUUCAUGUGA
Molecule: messenger RNA, 636 nt
Organism: Adineta ricciae
Lineage: Eukaryota; Metazoa; Rotifera; Eurotatoria; Adinetida; Adinetidae
Source: the annotation of a GenBank genome assembly